Molecule: messenger RNA, 1266 nt
Organism: Ctenopharyngodon idella (grass carp)
Lineage: Eukaryota; Metazoa; Chordata; Actinopteri; Cypriniformes; Xenocyprididae
Gene: fuom
Product: fucose mutarotase
Exons: 6
Coding region: 162-623 (153 amino acids)
Biological process (GO): fucose metabolic process
Molecular function (GO): racemase and epimerase activity, acting on carbohydrates and derivatives; fucose binding
Source: RefSeq, a predicted model, not a curated record
AGACUACUGUCACUGGUAUGCAAAGGAACGCAAAUUACGUAGCUAUUCGAAACGCAGGUUGCGUUAGAAACGUAGGCUAUUAUUUCGUGUAACCAAUUGAAAUACAUUAAAGGGUCACAUGACUCCCCACAAACUCGCUUGUGUUCCGUCACUGCUUUGAAAUGGUUAUACUAAAAGGAAUUCCAUCGAUACUUACGCCUGAGUUAUUGUAUGUUUUGGCGCAAAUGGGUCAUGGAGAUGAACUAGUUCUUGCAGACGCAAAUUUUCCAGCCACUUCUGUUUGCAAAUGUGGUCCAGUGGAGAUAAGAGCGGAUGGUGUAGGUAUACCAGAACUUCUGAAGGCAAUACUGAAGCUUUUUCCUCUUGAUACCUAUGAGGAUUCGGCAGCUGUCAUGGACCUUGUGCAGAGUGACAAAUUAAAGGGGCUGAAAGUGCCGGUAUGGGACCGGUACUCUGCCCUCCUGAAACAAGCAGGAUCAGAUGGUAACUUCAACUUUGUUGAGCGGUUUGCAUUUUAUGAGCGUGCCAAGAAGGCAUUUGCUGUAGUGGCAACUGGGGAGACUGCACUGUACGGAAAUCUUAUCAUCAAGAAAGGUGUCAUUCCGCCUGAUGAACAAUGCUGAAAGAGGAGCUGUUUGGUACAGUUUUUCAUUACCAAAGCGAUUAGACCAAAAAUCCUAUAGAUAAUGCACAUGCAAAAUAUCUUUAUAUAAUUGAUAGAAAACUAUUGUAUAUGUUAUUACUUAUAUAAAAAUGUAUGUAUGUUGUUAAUUUAGUGCCUUCAUUUUAGAUUUAGAAAAGGUUACUCAGUUACAUUUUUUCUGUUCAUAUUGUCUGUAAUAAUGUGAUGUAUAAUAAGUAAUAUGACAAUUUCUCUAAUAAAAAGAGAAAAAUCAUACAAUUCAUACGGCAAAACAAUUAGAAAAUUCUUAACUGUAUCCGCCUUUCUUUGAUUGAUUAAAAAAAAUUAAGUUUUGUGAACUGAAAAUUAGCUCUGUUCAGCAAGAUUUAAUUUUUUUAAAAUUUACCUAUUUUAAGUUUUAGCUCUUUUGUGCGACAGGUGUAGCUCAAUCCUCACCUGGCAGCAUUUCAUUAUGUUGCCUAUUGUUCUGUGAAUCAAUACUUUUGCUUUUCCUAUAAUACUUUGCCUUAAUAAGUACUUUCUAUUUUUUUUUUUUUUUUAAUUUUAUUAUGAUUGUAUAAAAAUGUAUUUCAUUUACUUAUUUAUUUAAAAAUGAUUCAAUAAAAAACAGUAAGUGAACCAUA